AUGGCGCCUAUGAGUCUCCCCCCUGGCUUCAGGUUUCACGCCUACUAUCUUGACCGCAAAAUCAACGGCCGAGAUAUAGAGCUCGAAAUCAUCCCUGAAGUUGAUCUCUAUAAGUGCGAGCCAUGGGACUUACCAGACAAGUCAUUUUUGCCGGGGAACGACAUGGAAUGGUAUUUUUACAGCCCAAGGGAUAAGAAGUAUCCAAACGGGUCAAGGACGAACCGGGCAACCAGAGGCGGUUACUGGAAGGCGACAGGCAAGGACCGGGCGGUACACUCGAACAAGAGGGCGAUGGGGAUGAAGAAGACAUUGGUUUAUUAUAGGGGUAGGGCUCAACAUGGAACUAGGACUAAUUGGGUCAUGCAUGAAUACCGUCUCACUGACCCUGCCUCUUCUUCUACCUUAAAGGAUUCGUACGCGUUGUGUCGGGUGUUCAAGAAAAACAAAGAAGAGAAUGUUGGAAUCGAUGAUCAAAUUAAGAGAGUGGAUAUUCCAAAGAGACGACAAGAGCGUGAAUGA
This is a messenger RNA of Tarenaya hassleriana, 519 nucleotides long. Its product is annotated as NAC domain-containing protein 86. Gene Ontology annotation, molecular function: DNA binding. Gene Ontology annotation, biological process: regulation of DNA-templated transcription. Lineage: Eukaryota; Viridiplantae; Streptophyta; Magnoliopsida; Brassicales; Cleomaceae. The record is from RefSeq and is a predicted model, not a curated record.